UGACGAUGCUUGAAGAAAAACGAGAAACAAAAAAGUUUUAUCCAUAAGUAAUCAAUCUGGAAAUUUCUACCGCGCGAAAUGGCUUCAGCUUCUUCUUCUUCCUCCCUACUCUUUCCGUCUCCGUUCAUCUACCAUAACCAUGGCUUCUUCUUCUCUCCUCCUUCCCGAAUCCGCCUAUCACUCUACAAUUUGAAGAGUUUCAGCCAUUCCCUAGCUCUUUCGCGCGAGAUAUCCAACAUUCCGACGAAUGGCGUCGUGAAUUCGAAUUCCGUAUCGACAAACGCCGAAGAAUCUCAGCAGAGGGAGCCUAUGGCUCCUCCUUACAACGUUUUGAUCACCGGCUCUACUAAAGGAAUAGGAUAUGCAUUGGCUAGACAGUUUCUGAAAGCAGGUGACAAUGUCGUUAUCUGUUCACGAUCAGCUGAGAGGGUUGAGUCAUCUGUUCAAAGCCUGAGAGAAGAAUUUGGGGAGCAGCAUGUGUGGUUUCCUUUCCAGGGUACUAGAUGUGAUGUGCGAGAAGGAGAGGAUAUAAAGAAUUUAGUCACGUUUGUGCAGAAAAAUCUUAAAUAUAUUGACAUAUGGAUCAAUAAUGCAGGAUCAAAUGCUUAUAGCUUUAAGCCUUUGGUCGAGGCUUCAGAUGAAGAUCUCAUUGAAGUUGUCACUACAAAUGCUCUUGGUUUGAUGAUAUGUUGCCGAGAGGCAAUAAAGAUGAUGUUAAACCAACCUCGAGGGGGUCAUAUUUUCAACAUUGAUGGGGCUGGUUCUGAUGGUCGACCCACCCCUAGGUUUGCUGCAUACGGGGCAACUAAAAGAAGUGUUGUCCAUUUAACAAAGUCGUUACAGGCUGAAUUGCAGAUGCAGGACGUGAAAAAUGUUGUUGUGCACAAUCUUUCGCCUGGGAUGGUUACAACUGAACUUCUCAUGUCUGGUGCUAAUACAAAGCAGGCGAAAUUUUUCAUCAAUGUUUUGGCGGAACCACCUGAAGUGGUCGCAGAAUACCUGGUCCCAAACAUAAGAUCUAUCCCAACCAAUGGUUCAACAAGGCCCACAUACAUCCGUUUCCUCACUGGACUGAAAGCUUAUUCCCAGAUUUUCUCAAGACUUGCUUUUGGUGCAAGAAGAAACAGAUAUCUGCUAGAAGAUUGAUAAGAAUUUAGAAGUACAAUUUCCCAUCCUGUAAUUGAACGGGGGUUGCAUUAACUUUUGGAGCAAUUGUUGGAGGCUGCUAUGAUGUGGUGGACAGUUUUGUAGCGUUGAGUGUAUAAGAGAGAAUUUGCAGAAGUACAAAUGUAUUUAGUGGUUAUUAGGAGCAUGCAAGUUUUCUAAUCCACAUUUAAGUGGUUGCUAAGAGGCAACCACAUUGAAUGAUUUUUCGUCAACCAUAGUUAAAGAUGUUCUAGGGUGUGGGGCAAAACAAAUUCCAUUAUUUAUUUGGAAUUCAAUGUGGUGGAGAUUCACCUCUCUAAAACAAAACACAAAACAAAUAUAUAAGGUAUAAUGAAUGUAUAAUGUUUCAACUAAAA
Benincasa hispida (wax gourd) is the source of this 1523-nucleotide messenger RNA. It is a transcript of the gene NOL, whose product is annotated as NYC1-like protein. Gene Ontology annotation, molecular function: chlorophyll(ide) b reductase activity. The record is from RefSeq and is a predicted model, not a curated record. Gene Ontology annotation, biological process: chlorophyll catabolic process; PSII associated light-harvesting complex II catabolic process. NCBI's taxonomy places the organism in Eukaryota, Viridiplantae, Streptophyta, Magnoliopsida, Cucurbitales, Cucurbitaceae.